Molecule: messenger RNA, 2193 nt
Organism: Priapulus caudatus
Lineage: Eukaryota; Metazoa; Priapulida; Priapulimorpha; Priapulimorphida; Priapulidae
Product: PHD finger protein 21A-like
Exons: 12
Coding region: 134-2155 (673 amino acids)
Source: RefSeq, a predicted model, not a curated record
AGUUGAACGGUGUUUAUGUGAAGUUGGGAAAAGGACAAUCUUAGGACCCAUUCGAGAGGUUUUAAUAGAGAUUAGAAUAUAAUAAAAAUAUAGAAUUUACAUUUGUGUGUUUGUAAUAGAGUAUCUUCUGAUUAUGGAACUGGAAGCGAUUCAAGCAAAGCUCAAGAUUGCUAUUCAAAAUCACCAGACAGUUGUGGCAAAGAUGAAGCAAGGACCAGUGGAUUCGGCUUUGCAGAAACGGUUACAUGAACUUCAGGAGGAGAUUAUGACUCUCUCUGAAAAUCAGAAGCAAAUAGUUCAAAACUUGCGCAAGGAGUUAGUAUCUAAGGGCAUCAUCACCACGUUUCCACAGCCCGCCAAGUCGCCCAGUCCGAAUCCGACAGCCACGAAGCCAGUUGUCUCGGCUGCCGUCCCCCUUCAGGCACAGUCAAAGAAUCUCUUCAGCAGAAGCCCACACCUUGCAGCCUGCCCUGCUAACAGCAGGGGCGCGCGGCCACCGCCGGCCCACACAAUGGCCGCAGGGGGCGCCACGAUGCACAUGAUCAGAGUGCCACAUAUCAGCAUUGCGAAUAGGACGCCUCCGCCGCUCGUGUUUCAGGGACACUCGGACGCGCAGCAGUUGCCGACUGCAUGGCCGCAGGGUUCGGUACGGCACCAACAACUCUCGGCCCAGCUGUCUGCGUCCCCGAAACCUUCGCCACAGCAGUCUCUGCACCAGUUGACCUCACCACAACUGUAUGGGGGCAGGCAACCCUCACUUCAACAGUCUGCGCACCAGCUACCCUCACCUCAGCAGUCAGUGCACCAGCUGCCCUCACCUCAGCUGUCUGCACACCAGUUACCCUCACCUCAGCUGUCUGCACACCAGUUACCCUCGCCGCCACAUCAGUCCGCAUGCAGGCAGUCCCCUCCGCAGCAGUCGGCACACCAGCUACCCUCACCACAACAGUCUGCUCACCUGCAACCCUCACUACAGCUGUCUGGCCACCAGCUGCUCUCGCAACAGCUGUACGCACAACUGAAAUCCUUACCAAAGCCAGCUAUGCAUCAGCGCUCCUCACCGCAGCAGUCCGUGCGUAAGCAACCCUCGCCGCACCAGUCCGCGCAGCAGAAACUCUCGCCGCAGCAGUCUCCGCAUCAAAUUGCCUCGACGCAGCAGUCUGGGAGCAAGCAGUCGUCGCCGCAGCUCCACGCUCACCAGCAAUCUUCCCCGCAGCAGUCCGCCACAGCUCACCCGAAGCCCUCACUGCAGCAUCUCUCGCAGCGGAGGAGGUCACCGCAGCAUGUGACGCGUGCGCUGCCGUCGCCGCAGCAGCAGCUGUCACAUCAGCAGCAGCAGCAGCAGCAGCAGCAGCACUUUGCCGACACUCUGUGUCAGUUCGCGUCUAUGUCACCCAAGCAACGGUUACCGGUGGCGACAGCCAAAACAGCAGAGCAAUCGUGUGGGAACAAGGAAGGCUUCAUGGCAGCCAUUGGCCUGAUUACCCAGAGUGCACUUACCGAAUUGCAGGCAAGGAAACUAGAGCGAAAGCGUCGAAGUACAGCCAAUCCUGCCUACAAUUACCCCUUUGAACCCGGUCAGAAGAAGGUUGUGAAGGGAUAUAUGCUUGGUUCAAGUCCCAUUGCAUCAGCAUUCAAGAGACCUAGAGGACGGCCGCCCCGGAUGAGCUCGCCACACGGCAGCCAGCCGACGACGCCCGAUCGUGACCCAUCGCCUGUCAACGGCAUCGACAACAGUGCCUUUGCGUACGAGAACGGGGCCGCGACGCCCACUGCCGCAGCCGCCGCCGCCCCCUCCGCCGCCACUAACCACCCUCCUCACGAAACCUCCUGUGCCACGUGUGGGCGCGGUGGUCAGCUACUGCCGUGCGACUCGUGCACUAAGGUCUAUCAUCUGCGAUGCCUGGACCCGCCUCUCUCCUCUGCUCCUCGCGGCAUGUGGGCAUGUCCGAAGUGCAAGCUGAUGAAUCGGUCAAGUCAGCCAUGGACAGGAACACUAGCCAUUGUCCACUCUUACAUUGCUCACAAAGCAGGGAAAGAGGAAGAGAAACGAAAGCUUCUCAAAAGAUCAGUGGAGUUGAAGAGUGAGCGACAGCAGUUAGAACUCAGGGCUAAGCAACUUACUAGUCAAAUCACCGUAAGUGGAGCCUUGUAAUCACCUGGAAGCUUUGUUACAUUAACAGCAAUAUACAG